Molecule: messenger RNA, 1149 nt
Organism: Rhincodon typus (whale shark)
Lineage: Eukaryota; Metazoa; Chordata; Chondrichthyes; Orectolobiformes; Rhincodontidae
Gene: nudt7
Product: nudix (nucleoside diphosphate linked moiety X)-type motif 7
Exons: 4
Coding region: 116-799 (227 amino acids)
Biological process (GO): coenzyme A catabolic process
Molecular function (GO): coenzyme A diphosphatase activity; acetyl-CoA hydrolase activity
Source: RefSeq, a predicted model, not a curated record
GCCGCUUUGGGAUGUUGGUAGCAUUACACCGAGCCGCUCGAGCUCCCUGCCGCGUGGCAUUCGGUUGGUCCGUUCGCUGGUCGUUAGCCCGUGUGGAAAACAGCUCGGCGGUGGCAUGGCACAACAGGGAAGCUCAUCAAUUAAAGAGAACGUGAAGCACGUGCUGAAGACACAUGAUGUAGGAAAUAAAUACUCAGACUUGACCCUUCCCAGAGCAUCAGUGCUAGUGCCCCUGUUCAUAAAAAACGAGGAGCUGCAUGUACUUCUUACAGUCAGAUCCAUGAAGUUGCACAGCAGCCGUGGAGAGGUUUGCUUUCCUGGUGGGAAACAAGACAUGAAGGAUAGAAAUGAUAUAGAUACAGCUCUUCGUGAAGCCCAAGAAGAAAUUGGCCUUCCCCCAGAUCAAGUGGAAGUAGUCUGCAAACUGGUCCCUAUCAUCAACAAGGAUGGUAUUCUGGUGACACCGGUGGUGGCAUUUAUUGAAGAAACAUUUCAACCACAGCCCAAUGCUGAUGAAGUGAGCGACGUGUUUGUCCUGCCAUUGUACCACUUCUUAAAGUCAGAAGAGCACUCUUCAACACCUUACGACAUGAGCAUGUUGAUACACUUCUUCACGUUUAAGGACCGGCAUUUACACAAGUCAUUCACAAUCUGGGGCCUCACUGCACAAGUUUGUAUUAUUGUGGCUUAUGUAGCUCUAGGCCAGAAGCCUUUGUUUAAGGUUGAUUUUGACAUUGAUGACCCCUUUGCAAGUAUGGAUAAGUAUCUCAUGGCAAAAUAUGCUACUAGUAAAUUAUGAGUUUUACUGAUGCACUUCCUUGUUCUGUCUUUAAUUGGUUAAACACUAAUAUUUUGAUAAAGUCUAAAAUCCUGUUUUAGGUUAGCGUAUUACCUGCUAUUUUAUUUCUUUACUUCAGUGUUUAAUUUAUGUACAGUCUUGUCAGUUUCUUCAUUUUUAAUUUGCCAUACUAGUGCCUUAAUAAAGCAGCAGCUAAUUAAGUUGAGCAUUUUCUGAUGUUGCCACAGUGUUUGUUAUGAUCUCAUGCUGUGGACUGAUGUGAAACCUCAGCAGAGUAUGUGUGGCUUAAACAAGCACAUGUAAUGAAUUGAUAAUUAUAAAGAGAGAUAAUAAAUUAUUUUACUCACUGA